AGUAGAUAGCACACAUCAGAACGAUGAAGAUCCACUGCCUUGUUUCAUACGUGUUGGUUUGUGGCGUCGUUUCGCCUUCUCUCGGAGCAUCAUUGUUCGAGGGGGAAUUACAGCAGUUGACCAGAAGACAGGAAUCCUUCGAUUGCAUACCACCCCCGAGGGUCGAAAUCGCAUUCUGUUUAGACGCCUCAAAGAGCAUCAAAGUUCGAGAAUUUAAGGAUAUACUUGUUUUUAUCAAGGAAUUCAUCACAGCAUACCAAAUAGGACCAGACUCGGCACAGGUUGCGCUGGCAACAUUUAGCGUCAAAACAACAACCAUUUUUGAUCUAAAUGAUAACUCCGACUUGGAUGGAAUUAUUGGUGAUAUCGAUAUAUUGAGCUCGGAGAGGAUCAAGGAAGUUCGAGGAGAUAGAACGAACACGUCCGGGUGUUUGUACAGGUUGAAAGACGAGAUAUUUACGGAACAGAAUGGAAUGCGCGCUGGUGUGCACAAGAUCGCAAUCGUUGUUACUGACGGACGGCCAAACUCGGACAAAGAGUUCACAAUACCGUAUGCCAACGACAUUAAAAAUGGUGGUACCAUGAUCUUCGCCAUAGGAAUUGGACAAAAACUGAGACCGGAUUUCUUAUAUCAAAUAGCGUCUGAGCCUACAGACGAUCACGUCAUCUUGGUAAAAAGUGCAGAACACUUGAUGAGCUUAAAAACAGCCAUUGCCAGGAAAAUAUGCAGACACGUUGAAGUCCACUGUGAGCAAGACCCGCAGGCUGUAGAUCAUCACCAAAAACUGGACGAGGCCGACGCCAGCCUGGCUUUGAUCAGAACGCUUCUUAGCGAUCUACGGGACAGCUGCGUGGAAAACAGAUGUCCUGACUGUUUCACGAUGAACGAAACACUUGGCACUUGCUAUCGAUUCGGCCAUGAAUUCGACAAGAUGUCUUGGGCGGAUGCUGACUUAUUCUGCGCAGAAAACUUCGGAGCACGCUCGGCGUCCGUCACGUCUCCAGAGGAACGGGAGUUCAUUCGGGCACAAACCGGAGAUGAUAAGAGUUGGUGGACAAGUGGCAACGAUUUGGGAACAGCGGACAAGUUUACCUGGGCGGACAGCGGUAAACUGAUGACCGAAGGUGCCUCUAGCCUGGGCAAGAACGCCCCGAACCAGCGUUGCGUGAAGCUCCGAGAGGCCACGCUGGAACCAGAAGCGACACCUUGUGACGAGUUGCACAAUGUCAUUUGCAAGACAUUGAUAUAACUGGAACCGGACUUUCCUUAACGCCGGAUGAGACAAUGACCAAUGAGAUAUAUAUUCAAAUCAAUUAUAAUCAGAAGGUCUAUUUGAAAUUGUUGGGGGUUUCAUCGAAAAUGAAAUAUGAUAUAUAUAAAAGUAUAAAGCAUUGAUCACAGUGACUUUUCGCAACGGAAUAUAUAUAUAUUAUCAAAACGGUAGCUAGCUUUACUUUGCGGGACAAUUCAUUACAGGUUUCAGUACAUCUUUCUUUUGCAUACCCUUGCUUAUAUCUUAAAUACAUGUUUAACAUUUUGCCUUUUACAGUUUUUUAUUUACGAAAUUGGAAAUUAAAAAGAGGGGGAAUCAACA
Lingula anatina is the source of this 1595-nucleotide messenger RNA. RefSeq names its product von Willebrand factor A domain-containing protein 2. NCBI's taxonomy places the organism in Eukaryota, Metazoa, Brachiopoda, Lingulata, Lingulida, Lingulidae. The record is from RefSeq and is a predicted model, not a curated record.